Messenger RNA from Pleuronectes platessa (European plaice), 2168 nucleotides. RefSeq names its product atrial natriuretic peptide receptor 2. The record is from RefSeq and is a predicted model, not a curated record. Lineage: Eukaryota; Metazoa; Chordata; Actinopteri; Pleuronectiformes; Pleuronectidae. Gene Ontology annotation, biological process: protein phosphorylation; intracellular signal transduction; cGMP biosynthetic process. Gene Ontology annotation, cellular component: membrane. Gene Ontology annotation, molecular function: guanylate cyclase activity; natriuretic peptide receptor activity; protein kinase activity.
AACGACGGCAUCAACAUCACCAUGAGGACGCAGAACCGACGAUUCUGGGGAGUGACGGGACUCGUGAACACCGACCACAAGAACGCCCGAGAGAUCGACGUGAACCUGUGGGCCAUGACGGACCAGGAGAGCGGGGAGUUCGGGCUCGUCGCCUUCUACAAUGGGUCCACCAAGGAGAUCAUCUGGUCCCAGUCAGAGAAGAUCCACUGGCCCAGUGGGGGUCCGCCGCUGGACAACCCCCCCUGUGUGUUCUCCAAGGACGACCCCUCCUGCAAUGAUGGUCAUCUGCCGGUUCUGGGCAUCGUGGCCGUGGGCUCCGGUUUGGCGCUCAUCAUCUUCGGAAUCUCCAGUUUCCUCAUUUACAGGAAACUGAAGCUGGAGAAGGAGCUGGCUGGGAUGCUGUGGAGGAUUCGCUGGGAGGACCUUCAGUUCGAGAGCCCCAACAAGUACCCCAAGCGAGCCGGCAGUCGACUCACCCUGUCGCAGAGAGGCUCCAGCUACGGCUCCUUGAUAACUGCCCAUGGAAAAUAUCAGCUAUUUGCUAAAACGGGCUAUUUUAAGGGAAACCUGGUGGCCAUCAAGCACGUGAACAAGAAGAGGAUAGAGCUGACCAGACAAGUUCUACUGGAGCUCAAACACAUGAGAGACGUUCAGUUCAACCAUCUAACCAGGUUCAUCGGGGCCUGCAUUGACCCCCCCAACAUCUGCAUCGUCACGGAGUACUGUCCCCGGGGAAGCCUGCAGGACAUUCUGGAGAACGAGAGCAUCAACCUGGACUGGAUGUUCCGCUACUCGCUGAUCAAUGACAUCGUGAAGGGAAUGAACUAUCUCCACAACAGCUACAUCGGCGUCCAUGGGAAUCUGAAGUCGUCUAACUGCGUGGUGGACAGUCGCUUUGUCCUGAAGAUCACAGACUACGGUCUCGCCAGCUUCCGCUCGUCCUGCGAGAACGACGAGUCCCACGCCCUCUACGCAAAGAAGAUGUGGACGGCUCCCGAGCUUCUGAUCUACGACCGCCACCCUCCGACGGGGACGCAGAAGGGCGACGUGUACAGCUUCGGGAUCAUCCUGCAGGAGAUCGCCCUGAGGAACGGGCCCUUCUACGUGGAGGGCAUGGACCUCAGCCCCAAAGAGGUGGUGCAGAAGGUGAGGAACGGGCAGAAGCCGUACUUUCGUCCCACCACGGACAACAAGUGCCACUCGGAGGAGCUGACCAUCCUGAUGGACGGCUGCUGGAACGAGGACCCGGCCGAGAGGCCCGACUUCGGCCACGUCAAGAUCUACAUGGCCAAACUCAACAAGGAGGGCAGCACCAGCAUCCUGAACAACCUGCUGUCCAGGAUGGAGCAGUACGCCAACAACCUGGAGAACCUGGUGGAGGAGCGCACACAAGCUUAUCUAGAGGAGAAGAGGAAGGCCGAGAACCUCCUCUAUCAAAUUUUACCACAUUCCGUGGCGGAGCAGCUGAAGCGGGGGGAGACGGUGCAGGCGGAGGCUUUCGACAGCGUCACCAUUUACUUCAGCGACAUCGUGGGCUUCACGUCCCUGUCUGCAGAGAGCACGCCGCUAGAGGUGGUCACGCUGCUCAACGACCUGUACACCUGCUUCGAUGCCAUCAUCGAUAAUUUCGAUGUAUAUAAGGUGGAGACCAUCGGCGACGCCUACAUGGUGGUGUCCGGGCUGCCGGUGCGGAACGGGAAGCUCCACGCCAGAGAGAUCGCCGGGAUGUCGCUGGCGCUGCUGGAGCAGGUCAAGACCUUCAAGAUCCGCCACCGACCCAACGACCAGCUGAGGCUCCGGAUAGGGAUACACACAGGUCCCGUCUGUGCCGGAGUGGUCGGGUUGAAAAUGCCCAGAUACUGUUUGUUUGGAGACACUGUCAACACAGCGUCUCGGAUGGAGUCCAACGGGGAGGCCUUGAAGAUCCACUUGUCCUCGGCCACCAAAGAAGUUCUGGAUGAGUUCGGCUACUUCGAUCUCCAGUUACGAGGAGACGUGGAAAUGAAGGGGAAAGGCAAAAUGAGAACGUACUGGCUUCUGGGGGAGAAGAAGGACGUGUAUGUAAUCUGAGAGGCGUGACGAUCACAUGACCAUCACCUGAUGAUCACCUGACCAUCACCUGAUGAUCACCUGAUGAUCACCUGACCAUCACCAGACGAUCACCUGAC